AUUUUCAUUUAAUUUUCUAAUCUUGCUCAUUAAUUAAGAAGUAUCUAAAAGGAAAGGAAGAUAGAUAGAAAUGGCAAACCAAGGUAAUAGGGGUCUCAGCUACAAGACUGAUGAAACUGGAGGCCAAGCUCAGAUGAUGCAUGAUGACUAUAUAGACCAACUUCACCAGAGCUCCUCAAGCCAAGGCAUCAACCUCCAACAGACUAAAGAAAGUGUCGUGAACAUGGCACAAGGAGCGGCACAUGGAGCGGCAAACAUGGCGAAAGGGGCAGCAACGGAAGCAGCCAACAUGGCACAAGGGGCAACUACAGCGGUGAAGAACACUCUAGGGAUGAGCAACACUGACCCUAAUCGUCACCCAAGCAAUCCAAAUAGGAGGAUUUGAAAAAAUGUCUUAGACUCCUAAAAAGAUUAUCAUAAUUUGACUCAUAAUGACGUGGUACGAUAGAUGUCAAUUUUUUAUUUAUCAUACACUCAAUCGUCUAUGACCUAACUCUCUUACCACAUCAUUAUGAGUGCAUUUAAGAAUUUAAAUUGUGAGUCUAAUAUUUCUUUUUGUUGUUUGGUGUCUUUCUCUUUUGAGUUGGUCUUUGUUUGUGUCAUUGUGAAAGCUUGUUGUGGGCAUUAGAUGCCUUUAUUUUUGACGAGUUUUUUCUCUUAUUAUUGUCAUUUGAUUACUUAUAUCUAUUGAAA
Camellia sinensis is the source of this 693-nucleotide messenger RNA. The record is from RefSeq and is a predicted model, not a curated record. Lineage: Eukaryota; Viridiplantae; Streptophyta; Magnoliopsida; Ericales; Theaceae.